Molecule: messenger RNA, 1802 nt
Organism: Lytechinus variegatus (green sea urchin)
Lineage: Eukaryota; Metazoa; Echinodermata; Echinoidea; Temnopleuroida; Toxopneustidae
Gene: pdcd6
Product: programmed cell death protein 6-like
Exons: 5
Coding region: 90-611 (173 amino acids)
Molecular function (GO): calcium ion binding
Source: RefSeq, a predicted model, not a curated record
GUAGCUUUUUUAUCCAUGAUGUCAUUUCAUUCCAAUUGCAUUCACAAUUGAAUUGAUAUUUACGUUGCGGUUACAGACGGAGGGUAAAAAUGGCAGUGCCUGACCAAAAUUUCCUUUGGAAUAUUUUUCAGAAGGUAGACACGGACCGCAGUGGCCAUAUAUCAGCACAAGAACUACAGAAAGCAUUAUCAAAUGGAACAUGGACCCCUUUUAACCCUGAGACAAUUCGUCUGAUGAUUACCAUGUUUGAUAGAGACCAUUCAGGUACCAUAACCUUCCAGGAGUUUGGUGCGCUGUGGAAGUACGUCACUGACUGGCAGAACACGUUCAAAAGCUAUGACAGGGAUGGCUCGGGAAGCAUAGACAUGAAUGAACUUAAACAAGCCCUCACAACAUUUGGAUAUCGGUUAUCAGACAGGCUUUAUCACUUACUGAUUCGCAAGUUUGAUCGGAGUGGGAAAGGAUCAAUAGCUUUUGAUGAUUUCAUUCAAUGCUGCUGUGUAAUACAGAGUUUGACCAAUUCAUUCCAGGCAUUUGACACGAACAGGAACGGAUGGAUCACGAUCAAUUACGAACAAUUCUUAUCAUUAGUGUUCAGCAUUGGGAAGUAGAUGAUAGUAGCAGUACUUAUUGAUAGAUCAUGUUGAAGCUCUUCAUCCUCUGCAGAGUAAUUCUAUAUAGGCAAAUGAUAGAUUCUUGAUGCCAUGUUAGUGAAGUGAAUAGCAGUGACACACAUUUAUGAUUUUGAAAAUAUAUAUUUUUUAUGUACUAGGGCAGCCUCCUACCCAGCCCCCCCCCCAAGAAAAUGAUUUAGAAUAAAUGAUUAACCAAAUGAGUGGAAGUAAUUUGUGAAUUUAGAAAUAACGCGAUUCACAAUGGGCAACCUUUUCCCAAGUGAUAACGAAAAAUUGAAAAGGAGAAAAUGUAUGGUAAUGUACUAUACCCCCUGAUACACAUGCGUCAGGUUUGGGUCCACCUUCACGCCUGCAAUUUGGUGGUGGUACACAUACGCCAGAAGUGGACUGAAGGCACCUUGGGAUUAUUAACCCCCUGAUACACAUGAGCCGGUCUCACGUUGUCUAUUAACGUGACACAUGUCACUUGACUUUUAUGUCAACCUUUUCUAUUGUUUGUUAGCUGUAACUAUUGUUCGCUAUAUAUAUAGUUCAGUGGUCAAGCCGUCUUGAGUCCGAAUACCGAUCGCAGGAUUGAAGGUGCAUUCAAACCACUUCCAAAGGUGAACUCAGUCCGAGGCGGUGUCAGCACGGCAAUCGAAAAGAGAGAGAUGAUACAUAUAAGUUGAGCAGCCUUCGACGCCGGCUUCACUCCACUUUCGGCAUAUAUGUAACCCCGCCCUAUGACAUACCCCUUUACUUUAUCUAAAAAUACUUUUAGUUCAUUUCCCAUCCCUCAACAAAAUACCAGGAUACCAAAUGGUCUCAGUAGGAGUAUAUUAUACUGUUCAUGGAUAACUUAUUCAAACUGGUAUAAAGUAUAUUGCUUUAGAAGGAAUGUCCAACACAACUUCUUGGGGUACUUUACAACUCAUUAUAGGCCAGUUCACAAUUUUAUUGAAGAUGAUAUAUUAUAGAGUUUCAAAGGUAAUUGUAACUGAUUCUGCUAUCAUCACAUUCACUUUUUUCCCAUAAAAUAAGAAACAGACCCAGUUUAUUAUUGUUGGGCACAAUAAUGUAAUUGUGUAAUAAAUAUAAUCUUGUCUUUGGACUCUCAUGCUUUUUAGCAGCAUAUUACAAAAGUUAUUGGUGCAUAUUUAGGUAAUUAACAGGGAUUCAUGUUACCCA